This is a messenger RNA of Cladophialophora psammophila CBS 110553, 1377 nucleotides long. RefSeq lists its product as uncharacterized. Gene Ontology annotation, biological process: peptidyl-histidine methylation, to form tele-methylhistidine. NCBI's taxonomy places the organism in Eukaryota, Fungi, Ascomycota, Eurotiomycetes, Chaetothyriales, Herpotrichiellaceae. Gene Ontology annotation, molecular function: protein-L-histidine N-tele-methyltransferase activity. The transcript is spliced from 2 exons. The coding region runs from base 1 to 1377 and encodes 458 amino acids. The record is from RefSeq and is a predicted model, not a curated record.
AUGUCUUUCUCAUUCGGCUUUAGUGGUGAUGACAUCGAGGACGACGGAGAAGAAGCCCAAGAGCACGAGGCUCUCGCGAGCAGAAUCUCUGAGUACACGUUAUCCGAUCCAGGGAAGUCGUCUCCUCCACAUAGUAAUAUUACCGUGCACCCGGAGAGACAUUUGCUGGAAGAACUGCUAGCAUCGCUUCCAUCUCAGAUAUCAUACAGCAAGCUGCAUAUAGCCAGGCCCGCAAACCAUGGCAUUGCAGACGCCAACUCCGCCGCCGACGACAACGACAACACCGUGACCAGACUUUCCCGUCGCUCGGUCUUUGACAUCCGCGCUCAACUCAUGGCCGAAGCGAACCCGUCCGCCGAAGAGGAGGAUACCGCCCAAACGCUCCUCUCGGGUUUGGAAAGCGGUGAUUUAUCCUCGGGCAUUUACGAAGGGGGUUUCAAGACGUGGGAAUGCGCGCUCGACCUAGCCUCGCUGGUCAACUCGGAAUUCGACCACGCCGCCGUCUGUGAUCGCCCUCCUGGUGACUUUGCGGAGGAUUGGGAAAUUGUCGAACUCGGCGCCGGAAGCGCCGUGCCAAGUCUGAUGUUCAUGCACAAGUUCCUCGAGAGGAGGAGGGGAAGGAAGGUAACCGAGGACGGCGGUGGGAGCCUCAAAAUCACGCUUUGCGACUACAACGCCGAUGUUCUACGACUGGCCACCGCGCCCAACGUGUUCCUGAAUUAUCUGUUCGCUUCGGGGAAGGUGACAGCGAGAGACGAGGACAGCUGGGAGGGCGGGGACCUCGACCUCGAAGCACUAGGAGGCGAGACCUUCGUGAACAAGACCAUCCGGGACAUGGCCUCCGACAAGAUGUCGUUUGAUUUUAUAUCGGGCGGAUGGGGACCGGAAUUUCUUGAGCUCGUUAGUUCACCAGAUGCGAAAGGAGCAUCAUCACUAUCAGGAUCUCAACUACAAGCGGGAGACAUGGCCAAGAACCAACGACGACCCACCAACCUACUCAUCCUCGCCUCCGAAACAAUCUACUCACCCACUUCGAUCAAGACAUUCUCAGAAACCGUUCUCAACCUCCUCCUGGCCUCCUCCUACUACCGCCGCUCCGGGGCGGGGACGAGGGCUGGGCCAGAGACAGAAACAGACACGGCGCCUCCGGGGCCCAAAGCCUGGGUCGCCGCGAAAAGAGUCUACUUCGGCGUGGGCGGCGGAGUGGACGAGUUCGUCAGCGAGAUGGACCGGCUCGGCGGGAGGAGUCGCGUUGUAAUGGACACGACAACAAAGGAUGCAGCGGCAGGAGGAGGAGAAGGGGUAGGAAGGGUUGUCUUGGAGGUUACGCUGUCGGCCCCUCCAGCCUUUUCUACCGCUGCUGCUUCUACCACAUAG